AUGAAUACACGAAAGUACAUUGAUGUGAUUGAUAAAUUGAUAUCCAGUUAUAACCAUACAUGGCAUCGUAGUAUUAAGACAGAACCUGUAUCCGUUACAUUACAAAAUCAAGAAAAAAAUUGGAAGGAAAACGCUGUAUACGGUCAGCAACCAGUACAAAACCCUAUUUCUUCAGAUUUAAAGAUUGGAGAUACGGUACGCAUCAGCCGAGAAAAAAUGCUCUUUGAGAAAGGAUACGAACAAAACUGGACACGAGAAAUUUUUACAAUCUAUAAAAUUAUUCGACGGAUUCCUGUUGUCUAUAAACUGAAAGAUCUAGCAGGAGAAGUUAUACAAGGAACUUUUUACAAACAAGAACUUCAAAAGGUUUCGGACUCUGGUUAUUAUCCCGUAGAAAAAGUUUUAAAAAAGAGGAAACGUCGCGGGAAAAUAGAAUAUUUUGUGAAAUUUCAGGGGUACCCCGAAAGCUUCAAUGCUUGGGUGGAUGAUGUGAGAAGGGUAUAA
Molecule: messenger RNA, 504 nt
Organism: Stegodyphus dumicola
Lineage: Eukaryota; Metazoa; Arthropoda; Arachnida; Araneae; Eresidae
Source: RefSeq, a predicted model, not a curated record